CGAUGGCCCUUCAUUUGCUGAGAUCUUCUGAAGCCUUAACCCUCCCUGCUUGUCACAGGAUUCAAAGACUGACAUGGCCCAGCUGGUGAGAACACAGCUGCUGUUCCUUCUGGUGGGGGUGGCCGCAGUAUGGGCAGCCCGGCCCAGGACUGAGCUUCUCAGUGUCUGUAUGGACGCCAAGCACCACAAGGAAAAGCCAAGCCCGGAGGACCAGCUGCAUAAGCAGUGCAGCCCCUGGAAGAAGAAUUCCUGCUGCUUCGCCAACACCAGCCAGGAAGCCCAUAAGGAUAUUUCCUACCUGUACAAAUUCAACUGGGACCAUUGCGGACAUAUGACACCUGCCUGCAAAAGGCACUUCAUCCAGGACACCUGCCUGUAUGAGUGCUCCCCUAACCUGGGGCCCUGGAUCCAGGAGGUGAACCAGAGCUGGCGCAAGGAGCGCAUCCUGGACGUGCCCCUGUGCAAAGAGGACUGCCAGCAAUGGUGGGAGGACUGUCGCACCUCCUACACCUGCAAGAGCAACUGGCACAGGGGCUGGGACUGGACCUCAGGCUAUAACCAGUGCCCAGCGGGAGCCGCCUGCCUUCCCUUCCAUUUCUACUUCCCCACAUCGGCUGCUCUGUGCCGUGAAAUCUGGAGUCACUCCUACAAACUCAGCAACUACAGCCGAGGGAGCGGCCGCUGCAUCCAGAUGUGGUUCGACCCGGCCCAGGGCAACCCCAACGAGGAGGUGGCGAGGUUCUAUGCCCUGGCCAUGAGUGCCGGGGCCCUGCCCCGAGGGCUGGAGCCUCUCCUGCUCAGCCUGGCCCUGAUGCAGCAACUCUGGCUGCUCGGCUGAGCCCCUUUUACCCUCUGAUACCUGCCCAGUCCUCCCCUGUUGAGCCCCACAGCUCCUGGCCAAUCACUUCCUGCUCCUUGGCCAGGGAUGGGGCUCUGACCGACGGUUUGAAUAAACCAGACACCCACCAUGUGUUACAUGAGUUAUUUGGGUGUGAGUGGGAAUGUGA
Molecule: messenger RNA, 1007 nt
Organism: Leptonychotes weddellii (Weddell seal)
Lineage: Eukaryota; Metazoa; Chordata; Mammalia; Carnivora; Phocidae
Product: folate receptor alpha
Biological process (GO): fusion of sperm to egg plasma membrane involved in single fertilization; cell adhesion; sperm-egg recognition
Cellular component (GO): external side of plasma membrane
Molecular function (GO): signaling receptor activity
Source: RefSeq, a predicted model, not a curated record